CAAUGGCCGCCGUGAGGCCAAAGUGCGGCCGGGGAGUAGAAGAUGGCGGCGGCCGUGGCGCUGAGCGCCGCUUUGCGCGUAGCGCGCAGGGCCCUGGCGGCCGCGGGGCCGCGGGGGUCGCAGGUCCGGGGAGCUGCAAGUAUGACCGAUGGGGAUGAAGUGGCCAAGGCCCAGCAGGCAGCUCCCGGGGGAGCAGCCCCCACCAUCUUCUCCCGGAUCCUGGACCGAAGCCUCCCAGCUGACAUUCUCUAUGAGGACCAGCAGUGUCUGGUGUUCCGGGAUGUGGCCCCUCAGGCUCCCGUGCAUUUCCUGGUCAUUCCCAAGAAACCCAUUCCUCGGAUUAGCCAGGCCGAAGAAGAAGAUCAACAGCUUUUAGGACACUUACUCCUUGUGGCCAAGAAGACAGCCAAGGCUGAGGGCCUGGGCGACGGAUACCGCCUUGUGAUCAACGACGGGAAGAUGGGGGCACAGUCUGUCUAUCACCUGCACAUUCACGUCCUUGGGGGUCGACAGCUCCUGUGGCCUCCAGGCUGAUCCUGCCAGUGGACCCGGGACCCCAGACCUGGAUAUUUGUCUGGCUGGCUGUGGGAAAAGCUGUCCCUGUGAUUCUAAUAAACAUUUUCUUUAUUAA
This is a messenger RNA of Ochotona curzoniae (black-lipped pika), 631 nucleotides long. It is a transcript of the gene HINT2, whose product is annotated as histidine triad nucleotide binding protein 2. Bases 43 to 534 code for a protein of 163 amino acids. Gene Ontology annotation, molecular function: hydrolase activity. Gene Ontology annotation, cellular component: cytoplasm; mitochondrion. NCBI's taxonomy places the organism in Eukaryota, Metazoa, Chordata, Mammalia, Lagomorpha, Ochotonidae. The record is from RefSeq and is a predicted model, not a curated record. The transcript is spliced from 5 exons.